Messenger RNA from Drosophila navojoa, 5319 nucleotides. RefSeq lists its product as uncharacterized. The record is from RefSeq and is a predicted model, not a curated record. Gene Ontology annotation, molecular function: transcription coactivator activity; histone H3K36 demethylase activity; histone H3K9 demethylase activity. Gene Ontology annotation, biological process: positive regulation of transcription by RNA polymerase II; chromatin remodeling. Lineage: Eukaryota; Metazoa; Arthropoda; Insecta; Diptera; Drosophilidae. Gene Ontology annotation, cellular component: mediator complex; chromatin; nucleus.
UCUAGUUAUUUCAAUGUGUUUUGUUAAAUUUAGCAAAAAUUUGCAGUUUCCGUGUAUUUUGUAACAGUUCAUUGUGAAGUGUGUGACUACAUAAUCUCAAAAGUUGCAAGUGUGUAAAACCAAAUGACAAAUGUUGUAUGCACAAUAUACCGCAAAAAUGCCAAUGGACAGCGACACCACAGACAAACGCGUCCCUUCAAUUGAGUAGUGCAGUUGUAGAUACUGAUUGGAAACCACAAAAACAAAUAUAAUGGUAUUCUUAUGAAGACAGCGAUAACACAGUAAACAGAAGCGGAGACAGCCUAGCACACACUCACACGUGUGGACACCCAUACACAGGCAUGUCCAGCAGGGCGAGCUGAUCUAUUGUAAAUAAACCGCAUAUACACAUCUAUUGUGAACUUGGUCACGUAGGCCGUUUGUUGUUGGAUUUGUGUUCUGAGCCCCAAACUAUUGCGAAUUUGUAGAAGGCAUUCUUUUAUCGAUAACAACUGAGCAGCAUGUAAGAAAAAAGUUUAGCGACUCCUUAAUUAAAGUUACAGAUCGCGUUGAGUAAGAUAUACAUAGAAAUAAAGAAAGCAAAACUGAAAAAUGACCGAUAUACCGCGCAUUAUGGUAUUCCGUCCCACCUGGGAGGAGUUCAAGGACUUCCCCAAAUACAUAGCCUAUAUGGAGUCACAGGGCGCCCACAAAGCUGGCCUGGCUAAGGUGGUGCCGCCCGCUGAGUGGGUGCCCCGUCGCAGUGGUUAUGCAGACUUGGACGCCUUGAAUGUGACGAUUCCUGCGCCAAUUUGCCAGGUGGUUACGGGAAAACAGGGAUAUUAUCAACAGAUCAAUAUACAAAAGAAGCCGCUGACGGUUAAGCAAUUCAGCGAAUUGGCUAGCACCGAACGCUAUGCCACACCGAAGCACUUCGAUUUCGAAGAUCUGGAGCGUAAAUAUUGGAAGAAUAUAACCUACGUGGCUCCCAUUUAUGGCGCCGAUGUUAGCGGCAGCAUCACAGACUCUGACCAGGAUAGCUGGAACAUAAAUCGCCUGGGCAGCAUAUUGGACUUUGUCAACAAGGACUAUAAUAUACAAAUUGAUGGCGUCAACACUGCCUACCUGUACUUUGGCAUGUGGAAAACGACAUUCGCCUGGCACACUGAGGACAUGGACUUGUAUUCGAUCAACUAUCUGCACUUCGGUGCGCCCAAAACGUGGUACGUGGUGCCGCCCGAGUAUGGCAGACGCCUGGAGAAGGUUGCCAAUCAGUAUUUCCCGGCCAGCUAUAAGAACUGCAACGCGUAUUUGCGACAUAAAAUGACGCUCAUAUCGCCACAGAUACUUAAGCAGCACAAUGUACCAGUUAGCAAGAUUACCCAGGAAUCAGGUGAGAUUAUGAUCACAUUUCCUUUCGGCUAUCAUGCCGGCUUCAAUCAUGGCUUCAACUGCGCCGAAUCCACAAACUUUGCCAUGGAACGCUGGAUCGAGUACGGCAAGCGUGCAACGCAAUGUACCUGCAGCAAUGACAUGGUCAAAAUCUCCAUGGACACAUUUGUCAAGCGUUUCCAGAGCGAGCGCUACGAUGCGUGGUUGGAGGGGCGCGACCUAGGCCGCCAUCCAGAGGAUCCGCCCAAUGUGGUACCAACUGCGGCGCCGCUGCCACCGCAUCUGGAUGUCCUCCUGUGUGAUAAAAAAAUGAAGAAGCAAUGCAAUCCCACCAAGGCGAAGAGCUUCAAGGAGCGCAAUCCUGAUCUGGACUUGGAUGAAAUCCAACAGAAUCCGAAUGUGCCCGACGACGUAAAAGCCAUGUUGAAAGAGAGCGUGCUUACGCUCAAUGAGGAGGAGACGGAGUACACGCCCGAGGAUACAAUGAGCCUGCAAAGUCCUGCUGACUUUAAGACCAAGCAGGAGCUGCUGGAGUACAUGGACGAUGGCACUGAGGACGACGACGAGGAGGAGGACUUUAAGCGGCGCAAGCAGAAGCGUAGAUACGACGCUGACUACGAUGAUGAUUGGCUGACGAGCAAGCGUCGGAAUAACUCGCGCAACAGCAGUCGUGGUCGUAGUCCGCGCGCCAACAAGGACGAUCGCUCCAUAUCGCCGGCGUCCUCCACAUCCACGUCCUCCACAUCAAGAGGGGCACGAGGGGGUGGAGCGCGCGCCAAAGUGAGCUCCACACCACGCAAAACGCCCACAAAGCGAAAAAAGGAGGCGACUGCCAGCAGCAGCAGCAGUGCAACAACAACAACAACAGACAGUGCAGCAGCAACAGUUGCAGCAGCCAUUGAGAGAUAUAUAUAUAUAUAUAUAUAUAUAUAUAUAACAUGUGUGUGUGCGCGUGUGUGUGUCGCUUCACAACCCCAAACGCUUAACUGCCGACAUAUAACAACCACAUCCAAACCAACAUCCAACAUCACAAACAAUCAAAAAUCCCCUAAAUUGUCAUGUAAUAACAAUUUCGAACGCAUUUUUACAGAUGCCAAACGCGGGCUCAGCGAGCAAUCACAGCAGCAGCAACAACAACAGCAGCAGCAACAGUUGCAAUUCAUGCAACAGUCGCGUAAAUUCGAAGGCAAAAUACCAAAACUAAAUCAACAGCAGCAGCAGCAGCAGCAGCAAGCGACAACAGCAACAGCAUCUAGUCAACAACAGCAACAGAAAAUUACCAGCACAAACAUGUUGCCCGCAGCCAACACUCUGAACGGCAUUCCACAGCAGCAGCACCAGCAGCAGCAGCAAUAUACCAGCACAGAUGGCAAUGUCUAUCAGCUGCAAAAUGAAAUUCUCUGUGAUGCAAAUGGACAGGCGACAAGCGCAGCAGCGGCCACAUAUCACACAACGGCCGCUGCCGUGGCCAGCAGCAAUAGCAGUCCGCAGCAACAAGUUGCUACCAGCGUUGCCGACAAUGUGGUCACAACUAUUAGUUCGUCCUCCAUCCUGCAUACGAACGCCACCACGAAUGGAGCCACGGAACAGCAGCAACAGCAGCAGCAGCAACCACAAUAUCACUAUAUAACCACAACGGGAGAGGAUGGCCAAACGCCUACGACGAUAGUCUUUGAGAACUAUAACGGUGGCAUGCCCACGACGGCGGUUAGCGCCGCCGCAGCGACGCCCAUCGUCAGCAGCGUAGAUGGCGCCGGUGGUGCAGGUGCAGGAGUGGGCGCGGGUGCUGCUGGCGCAGCAACAACAACCACAACCACGGCGCUAGUCAACACGGAUGGCACGAUCAUCGAGUUCGAUGGCAGCACCUACGAGGAGUACCAUGUGCUGAAGAGCGAGAACGGGAGCAGCGAUUGCCUGAGCAAUGGCAGCAGCGCCGUCGCCGCGGACAUCAUCAAAUACGAGCCCCAGCAUGUGGGCGAGGAUGAGGAGAUGCUGGAGGAGGACGAGGAGAGCGGCCUGCAAGUGAAGUACGAGGAGCAGAGCAUGGAGCACGAUCAUGACUUUGAAGAAUACCAAGUGAUCAAGGCCGAGGUGGAGGCCGAAGCAGCCGAGCAAGCGGCUGGCACCACUAGCUACACAAUCAGCGGCCACGACGACCAACACCAGCAGCAGCAGCAGCAGCAGCAGCAACAACAGCAACAGCAAUCGCAACACGGCAUCAAUGAUGCCAUUCCUGGCAUGCUCUCCAAAGCGGCGGCAGCUAAGCAAAAGCGGAAACGCAAAACGCGAGUCAUAGCGGAGGACGAGCAGGGCGAGUACCUGGAAAAGAUGAGCGUGCGUGGCUUGGACAUAGCGCGGUACGAGCACAUCAUCGAUGGGGUGGCCUACUGCCUGGUCUGUGCAAAGAACGACAUCUUCAAGACGUUCAAGAACAAGUACAGCUUCCAGCGGCACGCUUACCUCUUCCACGAGGGCCAGAAUCGCAAGAUCUUCGCGUGCCCCAUCUGCAACAAGGAGUUCUCGCGGCCGGACAAAAUGAAGAUGCACAAAAAGGACAAGCACGGGGACGUGCCCAUGCCUCCCAGCUCCGCGGCGAGUACGCCGCAAAAGGCGGAGGCGACGGGCACGCCCGCUGCGAAACGGGCGCGCACCUCCAGAACGCCGCGCGUGCGCAAACUGAAGUCUGGUGAUGCGGCCACGCCCACCAAAAAGCGUUUGGCGCAGAUUGACAGCGUGCUGGAUGAGGUGCAGAAUGCCGAAGCGGAACAGCAGCAGCAACAGCAGCAGCAACAACAACAACAACAACAGCAGCAGCAGCAGCAACAACAACAACAACAGCAACAGCAACUACAACAACAACAAGCGGCAACAGCUCCACCUCAGCAGCAACAACAGCUGCAAACGUUGCCCUCGCUCGACUUUAGUGGCAUGAUACUCCCAGGAGGUGCACAGCUGGCGCUGGCCAAUCCCGGCGCCAGCAGCUCCAUGACACUGCAACGUGGCCAGGCCACGCCCACGCAGAAUGCACAGCCGACGACGACGACAUUGAUCUACUCGAAUCAGCUGGAGUUGCAGCAGGCGCUGCUGCAGCAGCAGCUGCAUGGACAGAGCAUCAUGAUCCAGGAUCAGGCGGGCAAUCUGGUGCCGCUGCAGCUGGACGGCACGCAGACCAUUUACACAACGGCGCCAGCGCCGCAGCAGCGGGCGACAGCAACAACGUACCAAACGACAACUCAGCAGCAGCUGCAACAGCAGCAGCAACAGCAACAGCAGCAGGUGAGCAGCAGCCAGGCGCAGACACAGCCCGCGCACUAUGAGUUGGACAACGUGACCUACCUCAGCUCGACGGCGGCGGCCACGCCGACGCUGCCCAGCGAUCAGCAGCAGCAGCAACAGCAUCAGCAACAUGUCAUCGGCACAGUGCAAAGCUACCAGAUACUGACGCCCGAUGGCCUGCAGAGCUUUCAGCCCAAGCUGGAGACCGGGGAGUUGGGCGAUCUGUGUCCGUACACAAUGAGCGCCACAGCCGCGCCUCAGUACACCUUUACCACGCACGCGAGCACGCAGCCCACGCUGAAUGCGAAUGCGCUAGAUGCCCAGCAACAUCACCAGCAACAGCAGCAACAGCAACAGCAGCAACAACAGCAGCAUCAGCUGCUGCAGCAGCACCAGUUCAGCCACAAUCCGCAUCAACAGUUUAUGGAGCUAAAGAACGAGUUGCUGAUAAAAAGCAGCGACGCCUACACGCUGGAUGCCUCCUCCAUGUACCACCUGCCCUUCUCGCCCACCUCGAUGAUAAAUGCGGUGAACGAUGUGAACACCUCGUCGCUGCUGGAAACCAAAGAAAUUAGCUACGAUAUAUCAGAAGCCGUGCUUCUAGCGCUCUGAAAAAGCAAUACGACCGCGAAAUAUAUAAAAGCGACAACUGCAGCCAAAGUACCAAAAAAA